ACGUUUGUUCUAAAUAUAUUUCUGUGUUUAUGUUUUUGCUUUAGGAGUACAAGAUCCUCAGCAUGAGAGAGUUAUUACUGUGUCUAGUAAUGGCAGCAUUCACAGCCCGAGGUUUCCUCAUACUUAUCCAAGAAAUAUGGUCUUGGUAUGGAGACUUGUAGCUGUAGAGGAAAAUGUCUGGAUACAACUUACGUUUGAUGAGAGAUUUGGGCUUGAAGACCCAGAAGAUGACCUAUGCAAGUAUGAUUUUGUAGAAGUUGAGGAUCCCAAUGAUGGAGCAAUAUUAGGGCGCUGGUGUGGUUCUGGUGCUGUUCCAGGAAAACAGAUUUCUAAAGGAAAUCAAAUCAGAAUACGAUUUGUCUCUGAUGAAUAUUUCCCUUCUGAACCAGGGUUCUGCAUCCACUACAACAUUGUCAUGCCACAAUUCACAGAAGCUGUGAGUCCUUCAGUGUUACCCCCUUCAGCUUUGCCACUGGACCUGCUUAAUAAUGCUGUGACCGCCUUCAGUACCUUGGAAGAUCUUAUUCGGUAUCUUGAACCAGAUAGAUGGCAGUUGGACUUAGAAGAUCUGUAUAGGCCGACUUGGCAACUUCUUGGCAAGGCUUUUGUUUUUGGGAGAAAAUCCAGAGUGGUGGAUCUGAACCUUCUGAAAGAGGAGGUAAGAUUAUACAGCUGCACGCCUCGUAACUUCUCGGUGUCCAUAAGGGAAGAACUAAAGAGAACCGAUACCAUUUUCUGGCCAGGUUGUCUCCUGGUUAAACGCUGUGGUGGAAACUGUGCCUGUUGUCUCCACAAUUGCAAUGAAUGUCAGUGUGUCCCAAGCAAAGUAACUAAAAAAUACCACGAGGUCCUUCAGUUGAGACCAAAGAAUGGUGUCCGGGGAUUGCACAAAUCCCUCACAGACAUAGCCCUGGAGCACCAUGAGGAGUGUGACUGUGUGUGCAGAGGGAACACGGGAGGGUAGUCACCACCAGCAGCCCCAGCUCAGGGCUGCACACGGCACAGCAGCUGAUUCUGUUAGAGGACUUCUGCAUUAUCUCGAUCCUUACUCUCGGUCGUUUGCUUCAAGGAUCUUUCACCUUCAAGAUUCCCAGUGCGUCUAAAAGAGGAGACACCAAGCAGAGUUAGAAGUCAUGCAACAGCUCUUUUGAGAGGAGGCCCAAAGGACAGGAGAAAAGGUCUUCAAUCAUGGCAAGAAAAUCCAAUCUUGUAAAUCACUAUCUAGUCCGACGUUACUGUGUGCCUAUGCCACUAGCUGCAUUCUGUAUUUCAGUUGUCUUAAUGUGGCUUGGAUUAGUGUCAGUACAGGAACAAAGCUCCGUGCAAGUGAGCACCCGAUUCUGUUGCUUUGCUUAGCUAAAAAAAAGCUCCAUGUUCUGGGUCUAAAAUCACAGAAAAUCUGGAAUUUUUUCCCUUAUAUUCCCAUAGAUAAGCCAGAAUGUUCUGCAAAUUUGGUUUUGAAAAAGGAACUAUGUUGCUAUGAAUUAAACUUGUGUCAUACUGAUAGGAAAGACUGGAUUUUCCAUAUUUCUUGUUAAAAGUUCCACUGUUUCGAAGAAGAGAACUCCAUUCAUGUUUUAGAAGAGACAGACCUGAAAAGAAGAGUGGCCUUAUCUUCACUUUAUAAGUUGGUUUAUUUGUUUUAUUGUGUACAUUUUUAUAUUCUCCUUUUGACAUGAUAACUAUUGGCUUUUCUAAUCUUGUUAAAUAUUAUCUAUUUUUACCAAAGGUAUUUAAUAUUCUUUUUUAUGCCAACCUAGAUCAACUAUUUUUAGCUUGGUAAAUUUUUCUAAACAGAAUUGCUAUAGCCAGAGGCCCAAGGAUGGCAUACAAUAUUGUUGCUCUGACAAAAAUACAUGUAUUUUAUUCUCGUAUGGUGCUAGAGCUUAGACUAAUCCGAAUUUUAAAAUACUGAAAUGGGAAAUCAAUAAAAUUGGUAAGUUGAAAAGACUUUUUGAAAAUAAUUAAAUUAUAUCUUCCACCUCUGUUAUUGGAGAAGCAAAUAGAAAGCAACCUCGUAAAGGAGACAUUCAGAUCCAGUCAUUACUAACCUAAUUCUCUUUUGGGGAAAUAUGAGCCUAGCUCAGAAGUUCAUAAAGCACCUUGAAAAAAGAGACUUGGCAGCUUCCUGACAAAGCGUGCUACGCUGUGCUGUAGGAACACAUCCUAUUUAUUGUGAUGUUAUGGUUUUAUUACCUUUAAACUCUGUUCCAUACGCUUGUAUAAAUACAUGGAUAUUUUUAUGUACAGAAGUAUAUCUUUUAACCAGUUCACUCAUUGUACUCUUUGGCAAUUGAAAAGGAAAUCAGUAAAAUACUUUGCUUGUAAAAUGCUUAAUAUUGUACGUAGGUUAUGUGGUGACUAUUUGAAUUAAAAAUGUAUUGAAUCAUCAAAUAAAAGAAUGCAGCUAUUUUCAGGAGAAA
Molecule: messenger RNA, 2423 nt
Organism: Otolemur garnettii (small-eared galago)
Lineage: Eukaryota; Metazoa; Chordata; Mammalia; Primates; Galagidae
Gene: PDGFC
Product: platelet derived growth factor C
Exons: 5
Coding region: 137-964 (275 amino acids)
Biological process (GO): positive regulation of phosphatidylinositol 3-kinase/protein kinase B signal transduction; positive regulation of MAP kinase activity; positive regulation of cell migration
Cellular component (GO): membrane
Molecular function (GO): growth factor activity; platelet-derived growth factor receptor binding
Source: RefSeq, a predicted model, not a curated record